UUUUGUUUGUCCGGCGCGUUCGCUUGCUUCACUUAUGCGCUUGUCGAAAAUCAAGGAAAGGGCGCGGAAAAUAAGUUUAAUUAAAUAUUUCGAGUGGCUCGACUAACACAGCAAUUAAGCGAAUGUGCAAAACGUGAAAGCAGUUGUGAAUAAAACGUACUCAUCGCGAAAUUAAAAGCUUUUUGGAAGCGUCCUGCGAUGGAGAAACGCGUGAGGAAAAAUCAAUUCGUAAGUAAAUGGGCGACGCGGAAAACGGUGAUUUAAAAAUCAACUGAAAUGAAACGCGUGCGGAAUUUACCUGAACGGAAAACCUAAUCGGUCAGCAAAAAUUGCGUUUUGUGCCAAAACAGAAAGCGCAAUAAAUAAAUAUAUAAAAUUGUGCAUAUGGUGUAUCUACAUAGAGUGCAAAAAGAACGUGACAAGGAAGAGCAAACGAAGAAAAUGUAAGGAGAAACCCACACCGGAAUUCCCCAGCCGAAGAAACGCAACCAAAGAAGCUGCCAGUCCUCACAAACGGAUCCUGAAAGUUCCUUCCACCCACAAGCCAGUAAACUCAAAACUAAAGCCAAAUGACUGCCAACAGUUUGCUAGGAAGGUCCAUACUCAAUGAGGGACGCUCAAACAAGCGAUCAUUUGUGUCCCUGAUUGUGGGCCUGAUCGUGGGCUUCUGCCUGGCGGAGCUGUUCGUCUACUCCACGCCGGAGCGAAGUGAAUUCAUGCCAUACGAUGGCCAUCGGCACGGCGACGUGAACGAUGCCCAUCACAGCCACGACAUGAUGGAGAUGUCCGGGCCGGACCAGGAUGUGGGUGGACACGAGCACGUGCACGAGAACUCGACCAUUGCGGAGCGACUGUACAGCGAGGUGCGGGUGCUCUGCUGGAUCAUGACCAAUCCGAGCAACCAUCAGAAGAAGGCGCGCCACGUGAAGCGCACCUGGGGCAAGCGGUGCAACAAGCUGAUCUUCAUGAGCUCCGCCAAGGACGACGAGCUGGACGCAGUGGCUCUGCCCGUGGGCGAGGGUCGCAACAAUCUGUGGGGCAAGACGAAGGAGGCCUACAAGUACAUCUACGAGCAUCACAUCAACGACGCCGACUGGUUCCUGAAGGCCGACGAUGACACCUACACGAUAGUGGAGAACAUGCGUUACAUGCUGUAUCCGUACAGUCCGGAAACUCCAGUCUACUUCGGCUGCAAGUUCAAGCCGUACGUGAAACAAGGCUACAUGUCCGGUGGUGCCGGCUACGUUCUCAGCCGGGAGGCUGUGCGUCGCUUUGUGGUCGAAGCCCUGCCCAAUCCGAAGCUGUGCAAGUCGGAUAACUCGGGCGCUGAGGACGUGGAGAUAGGCAAAUGCCUGCAGAAUGUAAACGUGCUCGCUGGGGACUCGCGAGACUCAAACGGUCGGGGUCGCUUCUUUCCAUUUGUGCCCGAGCACCAUCUGAUCCCAUCGCACACGGACAAGAAGUUCUGGUACUGGCAGUACAUCUUCUACAAGACGGAUGAGGGUCUUGACUGCUGCUCGGACAACGCCAUAUCGUUCCACUACGUCUCCCCCAAUCAAAUGUAUGUGCUGGACUAUCUGAUCUACCAUCUGCGACCGUACGGGAUCAUAAACACACCCGAAGCAUUGCCCAAUAAGCUGGCCGUGGGCGAACUGAUGCCGGAGAUCAAGGAGCAGGUGACGGAAAGCACAAGUGAUGGGGUCUCCAAGAGAUCCGCCGAGACAAAGACGCAAUAAUAGAGACACACGGGUAGACCCGUAAUGUACAUAUAGCUUUUGUAUAUAUCAAUAGAUAAUUGUGUAAUCCAACACGAUGAAUCGCUACAAGCUAUCCUAGCAAUGCCAUUACCACUUCCAUAAACCAACUUUAUGUCCUCGGUCCAUUUCUUCACAUCCCGAAAGGUUUCGUUUGGACUCCACUACGGAGCUCUUUCCUUUUGUACAAAUACCAAAACUAGGUAUAAUUUAGUUAUGUUACUGUAGUUUGUAAUUAAGUCUAGGUUGUACAAUUAUAAAGUCAUCACUAA
Molecule: messenger RNA, 2026 nt
Organism: Drosophila sechellia
Lineage: Eukaryota; Metazoa; Arthropoda; Insecta; Diptera; Drosophilidae
Gene: C1GalTA
Product: Glycoprotein-N-acetylgalactosamine 3-beta-galactosyltransferase 1
Exons: 4
Coding region: 570-1736 (388 amino acids)
Cellular component (GO): membrane
Molecular function (GO): N-acetylgalactosaminide beta-1,3-galactosyltransferase activity
Source: RefSeq, a predicted model, not a curated record